UUGCAGAAAUAUUGAAAGUGUAGCUUUCUUCGCAAGAAUGUCUACUUUAACUCGUCCAAAAUCCCCAAGAACUCCAACAUCCGGCCGAUCGGAUAAGGAGGAAAGCAUUUGGGAUAAGAUCGGAACCCUGGGAAGGAAGAAGCGCAUCAAGGAAGUGCAGGAAAUUCAGGAGGAAGGAAAAAUUGCGAUCGAUUCGCCUGGCAGUCCAAACGCCCCGAUCAUCCCACCGGAGGACUACAACUUGGAGGACAAUGAGUCACGGUCGAUUAUUCAGCCUGCGUCGCUCCAAAGUCCCAAGGUAAGGGAACUACUUCAGGUGCUUAUCGACUGGAUCAACGACGAGCUGGUGGAGGAACGAAUCAUUGUGAGCAACAUCGAGGAAGAUCUGUACGAUGGACAAGUGCUGCAGAAGCUGUGGGAGAAGCUGUCGAAUAAUAAGCUAAAUGUACCAGAAGUGACUCAGUCCGCCGAGGGUCAACGCCAGAAACUGUCCGUUGUGUUGAAUGCCGUGAAUCAUACGCUCGGUUAUCACCACAACAUCCCGAAAUGGACGGUGGAAAGCGUUCACACGAAGAACAUCGUUUCGAUUCUGCAUUUGCUAGUGUCACUCGUACGCCACUAUCGGGCACCGAUUCGCCUUCCGGAAAACGUCGCCGUAACGGUGGUGAUGGUGCAGAAGCUCAACGGAAAACUCACCAGCCAGCGGUUCCAGGAACAGAUUACUCAGUCGUACGACGACGUGGGCAUGCGCUGCGAACCGGACGCGUUCGACACGCUGUUCGAUCACGCCCCGGAUAAGCUGAAAGUGGUACAACGGUCGCUGAUAUCGUUUGUCAACAAACAUCUGAAUAAGCUAAACUUUGAGGCGGCAGAUUUGAAUACCGAUUUCAAGGAUGGUGUGUUCCUGUGCCUGCUGAUGGGGCUACUCGGAGGAUUUUUUGUUCCACUGCACGAUUUCCAUCUAACGCCCAAGGAUGCCGACCAAAUGACGCACAAUGUGGCAUUCGCUUUUGAGCUGAUGAUGGACGAAGGGCUUAAACCGAAGGCUCGGCCCGAGGAUAUCGUCAAUAUGGAUUUAAAAUCUACCCUCCGGGUGCUCUAUACGCUGUUCACAAAGUAUCGGAACAAUCCCUGAGCCACCCUGUGGUGUACUUACUCCAUAUUGUGAAGUCUCCCUUGGACAGCUAACCAAUGUGCCUUUGUUUAAUAUACAAAAAAAAACAAAAACAGUUAUAGAGUAUUAACAUAGGACAACUAAUGUUAUUUAUGGCCUUCUAUUUACAUUGUCGGAGAGUGUCUACAUCCACGUUUGAAUAUUACAGUUUUUCUAGUGAUCUAAUACAUAACAAUCGAUGUUGCUAACGUUGGUAAAAUAAAACGUUGCGAAACUAA
Anopheles coustani is the source of this 1392-nucleotide messenger RNA. It is a transcript of the gene parvin, whose product is annotated as beta-parvin. Gene Ontology annotation, cellular component: cytoplasm; focal adhesion; actin cytoskeleton. NCBI's taxonomy places the organism in Eukaryota, Metazoa, Arthropoda, Insecta, Diptera, Culicidae. The record is from RefSeq and is a predicted model, not a curated record. Gene Ontology annotation, biological process: substrate adhesion-dependent cell spreading; establishment or maintenance of cell polarity; cell projection assembly. Bases 38 to 1135 code for a protein of 365 amino acids. The transcript is spliced from 4 exons. Gene Ontology annotation, molecular function: actin binding.